Molecule: messenger RNA, 1384 nt
Organism: Triplophysa dalaica
Lineage: Eukaryota; Metazoa; Chordata; Actinopteri; Cypriniformes; Nemacheilidae
Gene: stx17
Product: syntaxin 17
Exons: 8
Coding region: 185-1084 (299 amino acids)
Biological process (GO): exocytosis; intracellular protein transport; vesicle fusion
Cellular component (GO): SNARE complex; plasma membrane; autophagosome membrane
Molecular function (GO): SNAP receptor activity; SNARE binding
Source: RefSeq, a predicted model, not a curated record
UUUCGGCGUUGCACACAGAAGAAAGCGAAACCACUGUUUACAAACACAAAGUUGGUGACAGCGACAAGUAUCACAAACAGCAGGAUAUAACUGUUUACUGUUAGUUUUGUUUGCCAGAACAAGACUUUGUAUGAAUGGAUGCUUUGAGCCUCUGACCUUAUAAAAGAGGUCAUACGUGACGGUCAUGAUGGUGGAGGAAGCUGGUAAGCUUCAGCUCCGGCGUCUGGAGCCACCCAUACAGAAAUUCAUUAAAGUGGCCAUCCCCACUGACCUAGAAAGACUGCACCUGCAUCAGCACAACAUAGAAAAGUUUCAGAAAAGCAGACAGUGGGACAAACUGCAUCAAGAGCACAUCAACUCCAGUCGCACAGUCCAGCAGUUGCGGUCUAACCUGCGGGAGAUGGAGAAGCUGUGUGGGCGUGUCCGCAGUGCCGAUGCCGCAGACCUGGAGAAACUUGUUCAGCCAAUCAGAGAGCGUGCCUCAGCUGCCAUACAAGAGUUCCUUAGGAUGCAUUCGGAUGCUGUCAAUAGGCCCUGCUUCCAAGAAACUAUCAGCACAGACGAGCACAUUGCCACAGAUACAUCACACAGUGAUAGUGACACAGGUGUUCCUGGUUCCGCUGUUCUUCAAAAACAGCUGCUUCUACCUGAAAUCCCAGUGGAUCAGAACGCAGCCGAGUCCUGGGAUUCUUUAGCAGAGGAUCUGCUGGAGCUGGACGGUUUAGUGAAUGAGUUCUCCACCAUUGUUCAUGCUCAGCAGGAGAAGAUUGACACCAUCGAGGCGAACGUUAGCAUAGCAGCCGCUAAUGUGGAGGAGGGGACCCAGAGCCUGGGGAAGGCAGCCCGUUCGAAGCUGGCGGUUCUGCCGAUAGCCGGUGCAUUCGUGGGGGGAGUUCUGGGGGGACCGCUGGGACUGUUAGCAGGGUUUAAAGUGGCGGGGGUCGCCGCUGCCGUUGGGGGUGGACUUCUCGGUUUCGCCGGGGGCAACCUGAUCCAGCGAAAGAAGAAAGAACGAAUCGAGGGGCAUCUACAACAGCUCAAAAGCAACAACAACAGUAACAACGACCACGAACAUAGUCAAUAACGCACUCAAAGCACAUUUGUUUUUGUAGACAGAACACGAAGGAGCUGGCGACCCACACAUUUUCAGACAAAAACACCAUACCCUCAACAUACAUAACCCAGAUAACAUAACCACAACUGCAGCGGAACUCCUACAUGAAAUGCUAACAUGCACAUGCAUGGCAACAUGCUGCACCAAGUGGACUUGCUGAUUUUCUUUACGUUAAACUGCCUUAAUUCAUCAAUCAUCUCUAUGCCAAAGCAAAGAAGGCCUUAUGCUGAUUUUGUCAUGUGAUAUUAGCAUUAAAAAUGUGCAAAAUUA